GCCGGAGGCGGCAGGGCAGCGGGCUGAAAGCUCGGGUAGUUCCUCGAGCAAAGGAGCCGAGCGGCAGAGGGAGGAUGGCGGGGCCAAAUGUCUGCGGCAGACAGUGUUGCCCAGGAUGGACCACAGCUCCCGGCACAAACCACUGCAUAAAGCCUGUCUGUGACCCGCCGUGCCAGAACAAGGGCUCCUGCAACCGCCCCCAGGUCUGUACGUGUCGCUCAGGCUUCCAGGGCUCCCGGUGCGAAGAAGUGGUUCCGGAGCAGGAGUACCACCCGCCGUCUGCCGCCGCCUUCCAGCCCCCUGCGAGCUCCCUGCGGAGGAGGACCGGCACGGCAGGGCGGGACGUGUCCCCCCAAAGGGCUCAGGCUCCCGUCCCGCGGCACGGCCCGGCUGCGACUCAGAGCAGAAUUGGCUCUCCUGUUUUCCCCCAGCACACAGGGCCAUCACGGACUGUACGGCGCUACCCAGCCAGCAAUGGCCAACUCACCUCUAAUGCACUGCCCAAUGGGAAUGGACAUGAGCAGAGCAGCUCUGGGCCACACGCCGUUUCCCAGGAGCACACCUUGUCUGCUAGGGGGGCCAACUUGACAGAGAAGAUUAGGAAGAUAAAAAUUGUCUUCACACCCACCAUCUGCAAGCAGACAUGCCAAAGUGGGCGCUGCUACAACAGCUGCGAGAAAGGAGACACCACCACUCUCUAUAGCCAAGGGGGGCAUGACCACGACCCCAAGUCUGGCUUCCGCAUCUACUUCUGCCAGAUCCCCUGCCUGAACGGAGGGCGCUGCGUGGGCCGGGAUGAGUGCUGGUGCCCCUCCAACUCCACGGGGAAGUUUUGCCAUCUGCCAUCUCCCUCUCUGGAAAAGAAGCAGGGGGGGAGAGUCCCAAAGACCCUGGCUGGCGGCUCCAUGAAGCAUUCCACCUACACCCUACCCUUGUCCAACCAGCUGGCUUCACUAAACCCUUCCCUGGUGAAUGUCCACAUCAACCACCCUCCAGAAGCCACCGUGCAGAUUCACCAAGUGGCCAGGGUGCGGGGUGACGCAGAAGUGUUGGAGGAGAACAGUGUGGAGGCAGUCCUGGUGCCUCAGCUGGCCACCAUGCCCUGGUACAGCUAUGCCCAUGGGAACGGCAACAACAUUGCCACAGAGAGUGGCCAGCAGCAGCAGCAGAGAACUCCAGGGCUGCUGGGGAAGUGCUUUCGGGAAGCUCUCCAUGGGCAGUGCACCAACCCGCUGCCAGGGCUGACCAAGCUGGAGGACUGCUGUGGCAGCGUGGGGCUCUUCUGGGGCGCAGACCGGUGCCUGGCCUGCCCGCUUCGCCCAGCACACCCUGUGAUUGAGAAUGGGCAGGUGGAGUGUCCGCAAGGAUACAAGAGGCUGAACCACAGCCACUGCCAAGACAUCAACGAGUGCUUGAUUCAGGGCCUGUGCAAAGAUGCUGAGUGUGUGAACACCCGCGGCAGCUUCCGCUGCACCUGCAAGCCUGGCACCAUGCUGGACCCUUCUCGUAGCCAUUGCAUCUCGGACAAAGCGGUGUCGAUGGAGCAGGGGCUGUGCUACCGCUCGGCGGCUGGAGGCGUCUGCUCCUUGCCCCUCUCCCACCACAUCACCCAGCAGAUCUGCUGCUGCAGCCGCGUCGGCAAGGCCUGGGGCAGCGCCUGCCAGGAGUGCCCCGUGCCCGGCUCAGAAGCCUUCAAGGAGAUUUGUCCAGCAGGACACGGCUACACCUACUCCAGUUCUGAUAUCCGCCUGUCGAUGAGGAAGGCAGAAGCAGAAGAGUUGCCCUUCAGCCUGGAAGAACAAGGGGAGAGCAGUGACUGGGCAGCAAGGAGACAGCAACUGCAGAACAGCCUGCGUGGGAGCAUCCUGGAGGCAUUCCCCCACCCUGGCACCUUGGCAGGAGAGGGUGAAGUUUCUCCUGCUGUGCAGGGCGCUGCUGCCGCCGCAGACCCAGCCACACACAGAGAGGAAGAGGAGUCCUGGCGUGAGCCUCCCCAACCUGGCCCUACCACCACCUGGGAUGCUGCUGCUCCACCACAGAUGCCAGCACAAGGCUCAGAGGUGAGCAGCUGUGCCUCUUCACCUCUCUCCUGUGGAGCUGGCUCUUGUGUGCUCACCCCGGAGGGAUACAGCUGCUUGUGCCACCCUGGCUACACACUGGACCCCAGCCACCUCCGCUGCAUUGAUGAAGAUGAGUGCCUGAAAGAUCCUUGUGCUGGCAAAGGUCGCUGCAUCAACAACGUGGGCUCCUAUUUCUGCCUCUGCCACUCUGGGUACACCCUGGCUGUCUCAGAGGGCAAGCAGACCUGUGAGGAUCAAGAUGAGUGUGGGCAGCUCUCUACCUGCCGAGGACAGCGAUGCAUCAACACUCCUGGCUCCUACCUCUGCGAGUGCAAGGAGGGCUUUGCCAUGGGGCCCAGGGGACAGUGCGAAGAUGUCAACGAGUGUGUGGAUCCCAGCCCCUGCCACAGUGGGAAGUGUGUCAAUACUCUGGGAUCCUACAAGUGUGUCAGCUGUGGGCAUGGCUACCGGGCCAGGAACGGGAGGUGUAUCGACGUGGACGAGUGCCUCGUCGAGGGGACAUGUGCUCAUGGACAGUGUGUCAACCUAGAGGGCUCCUUCCGCUGUGCCUGCUCCCGGGGCUACGAGGUGGCACCCGAUGGGAAGAGCUGCCAAGACAUCGAUGAAUGCAGGGCCCAAGCUGCCUGUCCGUCCAGCCUCUGCCUCAACACCGAGGGCUCCUACUCCUGUGUGGCUUGUGACGCUGGCUACACUAUCUCCAGAGAUGGCAGCAAGUGUGAAGAUAUGGACGAGUGUGAGGACCCUGCUGUUCAGUGCCUGCGGGGAGAGUGCAGGAACACCCCAGGCUCCUACAAGUGCCAGUGCCAGGCUGGCUUCGAGCUCAUCAAUGGCACUGUGUGUGAAGACGUUAAUGAGUGCCUGAGCAGUGAGAUCUGCAGCCCCAAUGGCGAGUGUCUCAACAGCCACGGGUCCUACUUCUGCAUUUGUGCUGCUGGCUUCUCAAACGCGGCUGGUGGGGUCAGCUGCCAAGAUGUGGAUGAGUGCACAGACAAGUCCCGGUGCUCUCAAGGCCAGUGCCUAAACACAGAAGGCUCCUACAGAUGUCUGUGUGAAAAUGGGUUCAAACACUCCCAGGAGACUGAUGACUGCGUGGACGUGGAUGAGUGUAAAGAAUAUGGGGAUGCCAUCUGUGGCACGUGGCGGUGCCAGAACAGCCUGGGCUCCUACCGCUGUAUCAUGGGCUGCCAGCCUGGCUUCCACUGGACCCCCUUGGGCGACUGCAUCGACAUAGACGAGUGUGCCAACGAGACGCUGUGCGGGAGCCACGGCUUCUGUGAGAACUCGGACGGCUCCUUCCGCUGCCUGUGUGACCGUGGCUAUGAGAGCUCGCCCUCUGGGCACUACUGCGUUGAUGUGAACGAGUGCGAGCUGAUGGUCGCCGUCUGUGGGACAGCGCUUUGCGAAAACGUGGAGGGAUCCUUCCUGUGCCUCUGCCCUAGCGACCACGAGGAGUACAACACAGAGGCAGGGCAGUGCCAGCCCCGGGCAGCUGUGGAGGGACCUGAGACACAGGCAGCCCACCCCUCUGACAGCACAGAGCGCAAGCAGUGCUACUACCACAUCAGUGACGUCCGCCUGUGCGACAGUGUCCUGGCCAAGAACAUCACCAGGGAGGAGUGCUGCUGCACUGUGGGGGCAGCCUGGGGUGACAACUGUGAGACUUACCCCUGCCCCAUGCCAGGCACAGUGGAGUACCAAGAGAUCUGCCCUCUCGGGAAGGGCUAUGUUCCCCGCGAAGAUCUGCUCUCAGGAAAAGUUUCUUUCACAGACAUGGACGAGUGUGAGACAUUUGGCUCUGAGUUCUGCCGCAAUGGACAGUGUUUGAACACGGUGCCAGGCUACAAGUGCUUCUGUCGGACAGGCUACUUCUAUGACUCCAGCAGGCUCGAGUGUGUUGACCAGGAUGAGUGUCAGAACGAAGUGUACUGCAUCAACGGCGAGUGUCUCAACACAGAUGGCUCCUACCACUGCUUCUGCAGCCUCCCUCUUGUGCUGGAUGCUACGGGCAACCGCUGUGUGAACCUUUCCAGUAGAGCAGACGCCUUGGAGGAAUACGAGAUCCACCUGGACGUCUGCUGGCAGACCGUUGCUGACUACAUCUGCCAAGACCUGCUGCAUGGCGAGCAGACCACGUACACCGAGUGCUGCUGCCGGCUUGGUGAAGCCUGGGGCCAGAACUGCGCGCUCUGCCCACACAGGGCCUCUGCUGAUUAUGCUUUCUUGUGUAACGGCGCCAGUGAAGACGCUGAGAGAGGGUCUGAGCUCCGAGAAAGAGCUAGGUAUGAGUAUGCACCAGGCAUGGAAGACCCCCACUAUGGCCUUUCCAGCCCCGACAUUGUCCCCUACUACAACUACCUGGAGUCUGAAUAUGGAACCCCGGAUGCUGGUUUCUCUCGGAGGGAACCCAGCAGUGAGUUUCAUGGCAGCCCUCUCCACCACAGCCCAGGGCGGCCCGCACCUCGCUACCUACCCAGCCAAACUGGCCCCUACGAGGGCUUUGAGGGACUGCAGGCCGAGGAGUGUGGGAUCCUCAACGGCUGUGAGAAUGGGCGCUGCGUGCGUGUCCGGGAGGGCUACACCUGCGACUGCUUUGAUGGCUUCCAGCUGGACAUGACCCGCAUGGCCUGCGUGGACAUCAACGAGUGUGAGGAGGUGGGCAACCCUGAGCCGCUGUGCCAGGGCGGCACCUGUGAGAACACGGAGGGCUCGUACCGCUGCCACUGCUGGCCUGGCUACGUGGCCCUGGCCCAGCCCCACCACUGCGUGCCCCAGACAGCCCAGAGCCCGGCGGUGGCGUAGCCCCAGGGGAGUGGGGUGAGGGUGCUCCCUCAGGCACGUGGCUCUGGCACACAGGGCCUGGGAGCACAGGGAAAGGUUCCCCCGGGGCUGGGGGUGCUUCGAGGCUCUUUGCUCCUUCCCCCCCCCGAAGCGCAUCACUUCCCGCCAGGUCUCUCUCCAGACCAGGGCUGAGCUUGCAGCCUCUGGAUGCCAUCCGCCCUGCCAGCCCCUGCUCCCGCUGCAGCAGAGCCCAGCCCGGCCCCUCCUCAUGUCACCGCAUGCAGUGGAGGCUCACAGGACACCUUCCUUGCCACACAGCCCUGGCCUCCCCCCAGCCCUGCCCAGAAAUGGGGGUAAUCUCCCCCCACUGCUGCACUGACCCAGUGACAGGCCUCACCCACACCGUGGGUGCUGGCCCUGCUCCUUGCAAAGCUUUGAAGGGGAGAGGUGUCACCCCCAGCUUUCUAAAGCUGCUGCCUAACCUUUGGGCAUGGGGGAGAAGGCCGAGGGGCUCCAGGGCCAGCUCUCCCUGCAGCCAGCCCAGGCACACCCCUUAGCCCCGCACUCUGCCUUUGUGCCCCACGCUGGCUGGGUAGGGAGAGAGAGGGGAGCAGGUCCAGCUUCCUUUCUGUAAAGUUGUUGGUGACUUUUUUUUAACCAAGUCUGCUGGAAACUCUUCUCAUGUUGUUAAAUAAAACAUUUAUUUUGGGCCCCUGUGGCUCAAGACACUGGGGCUGGUCAGAACUGUACUUGUCUUGCCUCUGCCAAGAAGUACCAGAAUCACAUCCUCCCUGUAGGCCCAGCCUGGCAAGGCCUCCACUCUCUCAUAAGCCAAUUCUUGCCCAUCUGACACUGGCAGCCAGCCUCCUCCUUCUCUUGAGCCA
This is a messenger RNA of Colius striatus (speckled mousebird), 5743 nucleotides long. RefSeq names its product latent transforming growth factor beta binding protein 2 (gene LTBP2). The transcript has 35 exons. NCBI's taxonomy places the organism in Eukaryota, Metazoa, Chordata, Aves, Coliiformes, Coliidae. Gene Ontology annotation, molecular function: calcium ion binding. The coding region runs from base 75 to 4880 and encodes 1601 amino acids. The record is from RefSeq and is a predicted model, not a curated record.